This is a messenger RNA of Nomia melanderi (Alkali bee), 475 nucleotides long. NCBI's taxonomy places the organism in Eukaryota, Metazoa, Arthropoda, Insecta, Hymenoptera, Halictidae. The record is from RefSeq and is a predicted model, not a curated record.
UCGUAAUUUUUAAACGUGCCAGCCAUAGAUAACUUCACUGUGUAAAGCAUUUUCGUGACUCCGCUACAGUCAGAGUAGAUUCGUCUCAGUUCACCGUAGUGUGGACAAAUUAAGAUUUUCUGUAACUGAAAGGAGAACUGAGCAUAGAAAUGGCUGCGUGGAGACAAGCAGGAUUAAAUUACAUCAAUUAUUCGCAAAUCGCUGCAAGACUUGUUAGGCAAGCCCUAAAAGCCGAAGCGAGGACAGAAGCCGUAAAACGCGAUGAAGUAAAUGUGAAAUUUACACAAUGGACGGACGGUAAACCUGCUAGUAAGNUCUAAAUCGGGAUAUCACAGAUGAGAGGAAGUCAUCCUUUCACUAGGUUCACACAUCCAUAUACAUUAUACAUGAAAGAAGAAAGAGAAAAGUUUAAUACAGUAGUAAUUUAUGUAUAAUUCCACACAUGCUCCUCUGAAGUAAACAUACUUGUUUUAAA